AUGGUCCUGGUUCAACAGGCCUACAUCUCAAAUUACACUGGGCAUGCCAAAAUAGAUCGGCUCCUCUUUAUCGCGGACCGGACUGCGGGCAAGCCACUAGAGCUGGAAGCGCUCAGAAUGGCACAUGACGAGCUCAAGAAGACCGAGAACACGCACCGGUACCAAGAGGUUGUCACCAAGAUUAAUGGACGCCUGGGAUCGUGUUAUAACAUGGACAGGUCCUGGGUGGACGCCACUGAACGCAGGUCUGCAGCCAAGGGAGAGCGGCUGGAAUCUGAGCUCCAGAGCUUCAAGGCCGCUCUGAUGAAGGAGAGCAUCCGCAUGGGGCAUUCGGAUCUCGGGGAUUGGGCGUACGACAGGGGAGACCUGCAGACGGCCUUCAAGUGCUAUGUUCGUACAAGGGACUACUGUACGACAUCUCGCCACGUGGUGGCCAUGUGCCUGGCUGUUAUCCGUACGGCGCUGGAGCUGGGAAACUUUGUCCACGUGGCGAACUAUAUUGGCAAGGCUGAGUCCACGCCCGACGUGUCCAGCGACCCGGUUACCACCGCCAAGUUGAGGGCGGCCAGCGGGCUGCACCUGCUGCACAACAAGAAGUUCAAGCAGGCGGCCAGGAAGUUCUGCGAGGUCAGUCCCGAGUUGGGCUCAUCGUAUUCUGACGUCAUCGCGCUGCAUGACUUGGCGGUGUACGGCAGUCUGUGUGCGCUGGCCUCCCUCGACCGAUCCGAGUUGCGCACCCGGGUCAUUUCCAACAUUGGCUUCCGGGAGGUCCUGGAGCUGGCACCCGAGAUUCGCGAGCUCGUCCACGCCUUCUAUAACAGCCAGUAUGCCUCCGCUCUGCGGUGCCUGGAGGCGCUGAAACCCACGUUGCUGCUGGACAUGCACGUGGCGGAGUACGUGCCCCAGCUGUACGCGCUCAUCCGCCACCGAGCUCUGUGCCAGUACGUGCAGCCCUUCUCCUCCGUCAACCUGGCGACCAUGGCGGUGGCCUUCAACACACCCGUGGGCGAUUUGGAGAAGCAGUUGGCGGGUCUCAUUAUGGACGGGGCCAUCUCCGCCAGAAUUGACUCGGCCACCAAGGUGCUGUACGCCAGCAAGGCCGACCUGCGCGCCACCACCUUCUCCCGGGUGCUGUCCGCGGGUGAGGCGUACUGCCGGGACACCCGGGCGCUGCUGCUGAGAGCCAACCUGGUGCAACAUGACUUCAUGCAGGUGGGGGGGGAGGACGGACCGCUGCAGGGGCCGGUUGGGCGGGUGGUGGUUAUGCGGGAGAUUGAAGGGGGGAAUGGAAAGAGAAAAGAGGAUCCUGGACCCUGGUACGGCCCGAAUGCGGACUUGGCGGGUACAUGGGAUUUUCAUUUGCGGAAGGAAGACGGAUGUGUGCGUGCGGGGGUAGGGUAG
Volvox carteri f. nagariensis is the source of this 1401-nucleotide messenger RNA. RefSeq lists its product as uncharacterized. The transcript has 11 exons. Bases 1 to 1401 code for a protein of 466 amino acids. NCBI's taxonomy places the organism in Eukaryota, Viridiplantae, Chlorophyta, Chlorophyceae, Chlamydomonadales, Volvocaceae. Gene Ontology annotation, cellular component: COP9 signalosome. The record is from RefSeq and is a predicted model, not a curated record.